This is a messenger RNA of Harpegnathos saltator (Jerdon's jumping ant), 2664 nucleotides long. Its product is annotated as nuclear mitotic apparatus protein 1. The coding region runs from base 252 to 1805 and encodes 517 amino acids. The record is from RefSeq and is a predicted model, not a curated record. The transcript has 4 exons. NCBI's taxonomy places the organism in Eukaryota, Metazoa, Arthropoda, Insecta, Hymenoptera, Formicidae.
CUUUUGCCUGUUUCCUGGCAUUGUGCAAGAGGCUUCAAGGUGCAACUAGAGACACAUUCAAAAUGGCGUCACGCUAUGACGAUAAUAUUUAAAGGAUUAAUUGUUGCUAAUCAUAAGCACUUGUCAGUUCCCAACGUCGCUAAAUAAUGAACUAGUUUGCAAGCUAUUUUUAUAAUUAAUUAAAGAAAGCAAAAUUAUUGAAGAGGAUGGUUGAUUUCGCAUAACUGAAUAUAGAAGCUGCAAGAUCCACAAUGGACAAUCUGUCAGAUUCAUUCCGAGGAGAGCUAGACUCUGUAACUUCCACAGAUUCUCUUCAAUUGAUCAGCGACGAAUUUCAUUUGCGACACCUAUCCACACCUGAUGUCUCAAACAUCGAACUGUCUAAACGAGUUGCUUUGCUGGAGCUGGAGAACGAACGGUUACGUGUUGAUCUAGAAAAUGUACGGAUUGAUCUUAACGCCAGAAUUGCCUCAAAUCAGGGUCUAAAGGGUAAGAUAACAGAACUGUUUGUCGAGAUGCAAACAGUGCAGCAGGAAAAGCAGAAGCUGCAGAAUACCCUAACUGAUACCAUAAAUCGUCUGUCUACUGCAGAAACCUCUGCAAAAUGGUAUCAAUCACAGGUGCACAUCCUGUUGGCUAGCAAGAAAAGUCUACAGGUAGAGAUAGAAACAUACCAGAAUAUUCUGAAGCAAAGACAACAGGCAAUAGCAGAAAUAAAUGCCAGCUACAAACAGCUCAAUACCGAUUAUACUGAGCUUGCACAACAGUAUCAGAGAGAAAAGCGUGAAAUGCAGAGUGCAAUAAAGGAUCUGCAAUUGCAUGUCCAAUCUGUUAGCGUGGCACAUAAUACACUUGACAUUACUCCAGCGAGCAAUUUAGCAGACGUGUCCAUGAUGCUAGAAGCGACAGAGGACGAGCUACGAAAUACCAAAACUGAACUGAAAACAUUGGAGCAGCGAUUUCUGGGCAACGAAGCGGCCAAGAUGUCGAUGGAGAAUGCACUUAGUAAACAGCGCAUUCUGAUCUCAUCCAUGGAAGAAAACAUGCAGAAAUGUGAGACGGAGAAGAACGAAACGGCCGAUUUGUUGAGGAAGACGCAAUUUGAGAUACAAAAAUUGCGUUCUGAGAACGAGAUACUGCAGACUUCUCUGUUAGAUUCUAAGCGAGAGCAGAGUCAAGUAGAGGACGCGAUUUCUCAUCUGAGGAUACAGCUGAGCAAGAUGAUCGCGCAGUAUAAGCUGCUGAAGACAAAGAAUGCGGAAUCCGAAGAGAAAUUGAAUACCAUACAAGAUCUCACGGAUGAGAACAAACGUUUGAAGACCAUGUCGUAUAAGGCGAACAGCGCUCUACUUAGAAAACUUAGAGAGGAGAAGGCCAAAAUGCGGAGUCUGGAACAGAAAUUUUACGGCAAGCGGAUGAGUGGUCAACUCAGUCAUAUGAGAAACAAAACGGAACAUUGCUUACGAGAAUGUUUAAAACAGGUUCUGUCGAAAAAGGAUUUGCAGGACUCGAAGUCUGCAACUAGAAUAGCCGACGAGAGUAUUGAUGAAGGAUAUGGUGAUAGCAGUAAUACCUCCUCGGUUUCACUAGACAUUCCCUCGCCGUCUCCUAUCAAUUCAGUAUUACUGAAUAGCGCAACCGAUGUUCUCGCGCGAAGCAAAGACUUUUGCUCGCCGAUGCAAGAACAAUUGGAUGCUCUUCGAUCGAAAUUGGAGGAACUUCAUGACCAGUGUGAGACGUUGAACCAGCGAAGUAGUCUUCAUUCCAGUGUCAACGAUGUAAUUCCACCGAGAAAUUCCAAGUAGUUCAAGGACUAUUUCUAUUCGUGAUUAUACGAACGAGAGAUAGUCUUAGUAAUUAGCAUAUACAUCAUUUGAUCAAGUUUCAUUUGUUAUCAUCGAUAAAACUCAUUGAAUUUAGGUAUUAUUAUGCGCAAAAAAAAAGAGAAUUGUUUACUGAUGAUACCAAAGGUAUCAUUAGUUCUUGAGUAUGAAAAAAGGUUGUAAAAUGCUUUGAUAGCGAGUUGAUAUUUAUUUGUUACGUUUUUGGACAUAUUAUAUAACUGUUAUCGUAUCUGAUAUUUAUUCUUGCCUCGGUAUUCGGCCUUCGCUUUUCAUAAUAGAGGAUUAUUAAGAAACAUGGCUUGAUAACUGAAGAAAUCCAAAUCAACUGUAUUUUGCAAACGAAUGUUGUAAACAAAUUAAAGCAACACCUAUCGCAAUAGCAGAACUGCAUAAAGUGCGAUAGUCAUAUUUGUAAUUGUUACUGGUAUAACUUGUAAAAUGAGUGAAAAGCGUGAGAAUGCAAAUGACAGUAUUACAGAAAUGAUAAGAGAAGCGAUGUAGCGUUGCUGCAUCUAAUAAGCAAUGAUUAAGAGAUUAACUUAAGAGUAUUUAUCGCGGAACUUCAUGUGCGAACUGUGUAAAUAUUUUUUACCAACAAGUCCAUGAUGAAAUAUAAAGUAAGAUAGAUAAUGAGCGCUACGGUUCGACACGUCGUUUCGCGCUGUGGAGAAACGUCCGAUUCUGAUGUAUACUUUGUACUUACAGCUACAAACGAAAUAAAGGUGAACGCGUGUAUUCUCUCUCACAACGUUGCGAGAGUUUUGUAACACAGUUUGUAUAUAUAAGUGCGGUAAUAAAUACAAGUCUAUUGAGCAAACCA